Molecule: messenger RNA, 180 nt
Organism: Phialemonium atrogriseum
Lineage: Eukaryota; Fungi; Ascomycota; Sordariomycetes; Cephalothecales; Cephalothecaceae
Exons: 3
Coding region: 1-180 (59 amino acids)
Source: RefSeq, a predicted model, not a curated record
AUGGCUGCCAUGACUUCUUUCACUGCCCGCUUCCCAGUUGAGCAAGGCCGUUCCGGCUACAACAAAGACGGCAAUGGAGAUGACGAGGAGGACAGCAAGUUCGUCAACUACGGCCGGUCUGGCUACAACAAGGGCGACAAAGGUGACGAUGGAGAGGACGACCAGGCCGACCAGAACUAA